AUGGCGCCACAACGGCUCAAUGUUCUCGUCUACACAGGCACCGGCACGACUGGCGAGUCGGUCCGCCAUGCCAUGUACUCGCUGCGGCGGCUGCUCUCGCCCAACUACGCCGUCAUCCCCGUCAGCGAGGCCGUGCUCCUCAAUGAACCCUGGCCGUCGACGUGCGCACUGCUCGUCAUCCCCGGCGGCGGUGACCUCGGCUACUGCCGCGUGCUCAACGGCGAGGGCAAUCGGCGCAUCGCCGACUUUGUCAGCCGCGGCGGCGCCUACCUCGGUCUCUGCGCCGGCGGCUACUACGGCGCCCGCCGCUGCGAGUUUGAGGUCGGCAACGCCCCGCUCGAGGUCAUUGGCCCCCGCGAGCUCGCCUUCUUCCCGGGGACGUGCCGCGGCGGCGCCUUUCGAGGCUUCGAGUACGCGAGCGAAAGAGGGGCGCGCGCAGCCCGUCUACGCCUCGAGAGCGACCUCGUGCUGGAUACGCUGCCGACGGAAAUGGCGUGCUACUACAACGGAGGCGGCGUCUUUGUGGAUGCGAAGGAGUGGAAAGGGAAGAAGGUAGAGGUGCUGGCAGAGUACUGCGAUGAGCUGGAUGUCGAGGGCGGCAAGGCCGCGAUUAUCCAGUGCAGCGUCGGCGAAGGCAGGGUCAUUCUCUGCGGGAUGCAUCCAGAAUUCGCCGCUCAGAACCUGCACCGCCAGCCCGACAUUCCUGGCUACGACGAGCUCAUAGCCAGCCUCGCGCGUGACGAGCGCACGCGCGCCGGUUUCCUGGGUCUUCUCCUCGCGCGUCUCGGCCUCGAGGUCGACAGUCAGGGCGGCGCGGCGCCGCCGGUCCUCACCAGCCUUCACCUGUCCGCCGCGGACACCGCCACGGUCAGCGAGCUCCUUUACGCGUGGCAGGACGUCAUUGACAGGGAACACGGGCAAGACCUCAUUAAGAGCGAGGCCGACACAUUCCGCCUCCGCAGCAAGGACGACGCGGCCUGGAAUCUCAAAGAUUUAAACGAGGCGCUGACCGGGGCGCCCGCCGCCGCCGCGCCGGCACUCGACGCGCACGGCGUGCCCGACUACAAGGCCGUGACCAAGGACAUUGUGGCGCACGAGCAGCAACUGCCGGACGAGAAGCUCACGCCGCGCUUCAACCACCGACUCUUCUUUUCGAGCCUGCAGCAGUUUCAGGCCAUCGAGAGCGAUGCCAGAGAAUGGGGCAAUGCUCUUCUUUACGGUGAUGUCGUCACGAGCACAAAUGUACUCCUUGAAAAAAAUCCCAAACUGAUUGCAAAGCUGCCUUCUGGCUUUACGUUUACCGCCUCCACACAGCUCGCCGGCCGCGGCCGCGGAUCCAACGUCUGGGUUGCGCCGCCCGGAUCCCUUCUUUUCUCCGUCAUUAUCAACCAUCCUGCCAACCUCGCCGCGUCUCGACCUGUCGUUUUUAUCCAAUAUAUUGCCGCCAUUGCCGUUGUUGAAGCGAUUAAGUCCUAUGGCCGCGGCUACGAGAACCUACAAGUCAAGCUCAAAUGGCCCAACGACAUUUAUGCGCUGGACCCAAGCAAGCCGGCAUCGGAAAAAUCCUACGUCAAAAUCGGAGGCAUCCUCUCCCAGUGCGGCUACUACGACGGCAGCUACCAGAUCAUCCUGGGCAUCGGCAUCAACGCCGUAAACCCGCGCCCUACGACGUCCAUCUCGGACAUGCUCGGCGAGGGCGCCGCGCCGCUGCACCUUGAGACCAUGCUCGCGCGCAUCCUGACGCGCCUCGAAGCCACGUACGCCCAAUUCCGCCGCGAGGGCUUCUCCGCCAACCUCGAGUCGCGGUACUAUCGCCACUGGCUGCACACGGGCCAGGACAUUACUCUCGAGGCCGAGGCUGGCGCCAGGGCGAGGGUCGUGGGUAUCACGCGGGACUGGGGCAUGCUUCGCGUGGAGGAGACGGACAGAGAUGGCCGGGCGACGGGGCGCAUGUGGUCGCUGCAAAGCGACGAAAACAGUUUUGACUACUGGAAGGGUCUGGUACGAAGGAAAGAGUGA
Beauveria bassiana ARSEF 2860 is the source of this 2019-nucleotide messenger RNA. RefSeq names its product biotin-protein ligase. NCBI's taxonomy places the organism in Eukaryota, Fungi, Ascomycota, Sordariomycetes, Hypocreales, Cordycipitaceae. The transcript has 6 exons. Gene Ontology annotation, biological process: protein modification process. The record is from RefSeq and is a predicted model, not a curated record. Gene Ontology annotation, molecular function: biotin--[biotin carboxyl-carrier protein] ligase activity. Gene Ontology annotation, cellular component: cytoplasm. The coding region runs from base 1 to 2019 and encodes 672 amino acids.